AUGCUGAACCAGUUCCACGGCGGGAGGAAGGCCAACGCUGAGGGAAAGAUGAAAGGAAACAUUGUGGGGAAACUUGGUUUUUAUGCUUGUUCGACGUCUUGUGCGGUACACGUCUUUGGAGUUGCACUAUAUCCGGUAGUGGGACUAAAGUCGCCAGGGGGUGGAACGAGCCCCGAACUUGCCUCAGAUGCUGUGGACGUGCGAGGCUCCGGCAGGAGUUUGAAGAGAUGCUGUCAGAUCCACGUCAAGUUGAAAAUCCCUCCUGAUGCAAAUUCCGAAGGUAGAUAUGUCCAUCUCGAAGGUGGAAUUAGACAUCCAGGUGGUAGCGAGGGAGCGCGUGGUUCCCAGACUAAGCCCAAGGAUCUACAAGCUCUCAAGGCUGACGCGACGACGAAGCAGGAGGCACUUGAGCGACUUUUCGAAACACUCCAGCAGCAAGUUAAGGAUAGCGAGGCAAAGGAUAAUGACCUCGAGCAGUUCAUGAACAAGGACCAUGCUGACCCCGGUUCGGGUGUCCUUGGGCACAACAUCCUUGCCGUGUCAGGGAGGUCCUUGGCCAGUGGUUUGAGUACGGACGCAUUAUAUUGGCAAAAUCAGAUGCCUAGAAAGCGGCCUCAGAACACCGAUGAGAUAGAUUCACCAGCUGAUCUCGUGCAAAACCAACGCAUUUGCGUAGUGAAGAAAUUCCUUGGUUCGAACCUAUACGAAUGUUGGGAUGGAGAGGCUACGCUUUCUAUCGAGUUGCCACCACGUUUUCGCAAAUCGAUCUGGAUGAGAAGAGGGAGUUCUGUUGUAGUGACUUUGUUUGAAACUACCGAGGAGACAUCGUCGUCCAAGCUAGACGGAGAAAUAGCUGUCGUUUUACAACCAGAUCAGAUAAAAUCCUGGAAGAAACGAGGGCUUUGGCCCGCUUGUCUAGACCCAAAGGUGGAGGGGCCUGAGGAUGAACUUGAUAACAAGUCUGAAGCCAGCGAAGGCGCGACGCUACCAGAUCCUGAGAUCGAUGAAGGGUCAUUAUCAUAG
Messenger RNA from Cantharellus anzutake, 1023 nucleotides. RefSeq lists its product as uncharacterized. Gene Ontology annotation, cellular component: nucleus. NCBI's taxonomy places the organism in Eukaryota, Fungi, Basidiomycota, Agaricomycetes, Cantharellales, Hydnaceae. The transcript has 9 exons. Gene Ontology annotation, biological process: translational initiation. Gene Ontology annotation, molecular function: translation initiation factor activity; RNA binding. The record is from RefSeq and is a predicted model, not a curated record. Bases 1 to 1023 code for a protein of 340 amino acids.